ACCCGAGCGGCGUUCACUCGGCGGCGCGCCACGGCGCGACAUGCCCAGCUGAUGUUUAUUUAUACCGCGAGCUCGGCGGAGGGCGCGCGCGGGAGGCCCUCCCCUCCGCGGCACCACGGUUUCGCGUGAUGCAGCCGAGCGAUCUGGCCGACGCCGCGCACGCCGCUAGCGGAACCCAACCGCAGCGCGGCAUCAACGGUGGACGUUUCGACUUCGACGACGGCGGGACAUACUGCGGGGGCUGGGAGGAUGGCAAGGCCCACGGCCACGGCGUGUGCACCGGCCCCAAGUCGCAGGGGGCAUACGCCGGCUGCUGGCAUUUCGGGUUCGAGGUGUCCGGCGUCUACACCUGGCCCAGUGGCAGCUACUACGAGGGCCAGUGGCAGUCGGGCAAGCGGCACGGGCUGGGCGUGGAGACGCGCGACCGGUGGCUGUACCGCGGCGAGUGGACGCAGGGCUACAAGGGUCGCUACGGGGUCCGCCAGAGCACCACCAGCAAUGCCAAGUACGAGGGCACCUGGGCCAACGGGCUGCAGGACGGCUACGGCUCCGAGACAUACGCCGACGGCGGCACUUAUCAGGGGCAAUGGAUGCGAGGGCUUCGUCACGGGUACGGAGUGCGGACGUCCGCCCCCUUCGGCCUGGCGUCGCACUACAGGGGGCGAUCGCACCACCGCGGCUCCUUGUCAUCUCUGGCGGAGGCGGCGGGUACACCGGACCCGUCAGACCAGAGGACCACGCGCAUGGACGACGCGCGAGGGGGAUUCGUGCUCAAGGCCAGCUCCGACGAACCUUCGGGAAGACGGAGUUCGAUUGUUGAAAAGACGAAAAAGGGACUCCUUUCUAGGUUUCGUAAACAACACAGCACGGGCGAGCUGGACAAGCGGCUGGCGUCGUCGAUGCGGUCGGGCGGCUCGGCGGGCUCCAACUCCUCCUGGGUAUCCUCCGUCGAGUCCACGCACUCCGCGCACACGAGACUCUCGCUACACACUAACUCCAACAAUAGUUUUAUUGUAGAGGAUGAGCAUUUGGAUGCUAGCGUAACUGAAACGUAUAUGGGUGAAUGGAAGAACGAUAAACGAACUGGAUUCGGUGUGAGUGAAAGAAGUGACGGCCUUCGAUACGAGGGCGAGUGGUUCGGGAAUAGAAAAUAUGGUUACGGUGUGACAACGUUCCGCGAUGGUACCAGGGAAGAGGGGAAAUACAAAAACAAUGUACUCAUCACAAGCCAGAAACGCAAGCACAUGUUCCUCAUGAGAUCGGCGAAAUUCCGAGAGAGAGUUGAUUCAGCAGUAAAUUCGGCGCAACGGGCGUUGAAAAUUGCAAUGCAAAAGGCCGAUAUCGCCAUCUCCAGGACCGCCGUAGCUCGGGGGAAGGCUGAGCAAGCUGAUGCAGCAGCAGACCAAGCAUUAGAAGACUGUGAUAUAGCGCAAUCAACUGCGAAACAGUUUGCCCCAGACUUUAAACAUCCUGGCUUCGAUCGAAUAGGAUUAAGAGAAAGAUAUAGACAAAAGAAUUAUGAAUCUAACGUAACGUCAAACACGCAACAAGAACCUGACAAGAUGAUGGAUGGAAAGAGCAUUCCAAAUCAUAUCCCUCCAAUGCAUCAGCAGGUUCCUCAAAUGAACAAACAAAUACCCAACUCCGUACCCUCCCGAAGGCCCUCGACGCAAUAUCCGAAACCUGGACAAGGACAAGGAGAUCCGAGGCUCGCUAAUAACACCGGAUAUAAUGUAGACAACCGAAACGUCGGUCAGCCGUAUGAUCCCUAUUCGUACAAUACUGGUCAAGAAACAUGGAACAACACGGGGAACAUGCAAAACCAAAUGCCAAACGCACAAAAACAGUAUACGCCCAAUGACCCCAGUGGAUACAAUAUGAUGCCACAACAGCAAAGUAUGGACCAAAGUAACCAACAGUUUUCUAAUCAGGGACGUCGAUUCUCUUCAUCGAUUCGACAACCGACGAAUCAAAAGCCUCAACAGGAAUGGAACACGACGGCAGGUAUUCCCCGACGGCAAAGCAUCCUCGCUCAACCGACACACGAUCCACUGGGGCACCCGUAUAUCGACAGCGGCACCGCCUCCUACGGCAGAAAUGAACUGCGAACGGGAACCGUACACUCGGAAGGCGUCCUUGAUAGACAACAAAUGGACCAGCAACAGUAUCGACAGACAAACGAGCCCCCGGGCUACCGUCAAAACGUCGACCAGGGCUAUAGACAGGAACCACAAAUGUAUCGCAAGCCCUCCAUGGAUCAACAAAACUAUCGGCAAACGGAUCAACAAAUGUAUCGUCAGCAGCCUAUGGACCAGCAGCAGUAUAAUAGACAGCCGGCAGCGGAGCAGGAGCAGAUAAACGGGGAGCGCGACACCAGGGCGGGCAAUAGACCGUCCAUAGACUAUUUUGACCACUACAAGAGGCCGCCCAGUAGGGAUUCGAGCGUGGACCGGUACGGAAGACGGUCGAGACAGCCGUCGGUCGAAGCUGGGAACCCUACGGGAGGGUCUCGCGCGGGGUCCGUAGCUCCGCAACAGCCGACGCAGGCGUCCCGGCCCCCGUCGCGGGCCGCCACGCCGGCCGGGAACGGUCACCUGGCGUCGGGCCGGGGGUCCGUCCCAAGAUCUUCGAUACAGCAGCAGCCGUUUGAGGAAUCUCUUCUGAGGAAGAGGACACUAGGUCAAGAGAUAUCUCCUUCGCCGUACCAGCCGAAAAGAACGGAAAGUCUUUAUGUAACGCAAAACGCCCCAGCGCCGCCCGCGCCUACUGGAGGUGGUGGAGGAGGUCGUAAAGUAACCGCCGAAAUGUGGUACCAGGAGGAGGAGGAGGACGAGGACCUCAUGUGCUCGCCGGCGAUCCUCGCCCGCCGCGCCUCCGAGAGCUGGAUCAACGUCCCUCCCGUCGAGAUGUUAAGUACGCCCCAAACGCUGCAACGCAAGAAGUCGUUGCCGGACGUGGCGGCGAUCCCGGCGGAGGUGGGCAUGUCCCGGGAGGAGGUGUCCGCGCUCGGCUCCGCGCGCCGGGAGGAGGUCCGCCGCAUGAUGGAGGAGACGGAGAAACUCCGCGCCAACCCCCUCCUCUAUUUAGUCAGUCCACAAGUCAAGGACUGGUUUUCGAGACAGCAGCUAGUGAUUUUAGUGCUCUUCGUCAAUAUCUCGUUAGGCAUUAUGUUUUUCAAGCUGCUGACGUAGCGUCGGCGGGCGGCGCCGGGGCGCCCCACGCACCAAUACAACUGACGACUUACGAUCGAGUCACUGUGAAUCACGCGCAAUUAUUAAAUGUAAUAAAUGUUAUUUACCUUG
Aricia agestis (brown argus) is the source of this 3302-nucleotide messenger RNA. Its product is annotated as junctophilin-1. Gene Ontology annotation, cellular component: endoplasmic reticulum membrane; junctional membrane complex; plasma membrane. The transcript has 9 exons. Lineage: Eukaryota; Metazoa; Arthropoda; Insecta; Lepidoptera; Lycaenidae. The record is from RefSeq and is a predicted model, not a curated record. The coding region runs from base 129 to 3191 and encodes 1020 amino acids.